AGACUGAUGAGGUCAUAGGUACUGAUGAGGACAAAGAGGGAGAUAUUGUUGAGGGGAUGGAGGACGACGUGAUAACUGAUGAGGACAAAGAGACUGAUGAGGUCAUAGGUACUGAUGAGGACAAAGAGGGAGAUAUUGUUGAGGUGAAGGAGGAUGUAACUAAUAAGGGCAUAGAUACUGAUGGGGACAACAGUGAUGAGGGCAAAGACGUCGGUGUGGACGAGGAGACUGGGAGGAGUAGGACGGGAUUAGGCUACUACGGGCUCUUCCAGCUGUCUGACAGGUACUCUUGUGAUCCUGGUUCCGGCUGGUCUUUCAACAAGUGCAACACAGACUGCGAAGCCUUCAUAGAUGACAACAUAAUGGAUGAUAUUGACUGCUUCGUGAACAGCGGAACCUGGUUGAGUUUGCUGAAGAAGCCCAUCGGCCAGUGUCACAGGAACAAGAACUUCUUUGACAAAUGUGAAUGAGCAGCUGAGACAUUUUCUGCAGGCGGGAUGUCAAACCGUCGUUCUUCAUCUCCCC
This is a messenger RNA of Pungitius pungitius (ninespine stickleback), 525 nucleotides long. RefSeq names its product lysozyme A/C-like. The transcript is spliced from 3 exons. The coding region runs from base 57 to 470 and encodes 137 amino acids. Lineage: Eukaryota; Metazoa; Chordata; Actinopteri; Perciformes; Gasterosteidae. The record is from RefSeq and is a predicted model, not a curated record.